This is a messenger RNA of Marchantia polymorpha subsp. ruderalis, 3150 nucleotides long. Lineage: Eukaryota; Viridiplantae; Streptophyta; Marchantiopsida; Marchantiales; Marchantiaceae. The record is from the annotation of a GenBank genome assembly.
CGCGACGGGGCGAGGGCAAUGGCUGCAGCAGCCAUGCAUUCGUCGCCAGCAGCAGCACAGGCUUCGGCGGGCGCUUGCUCCUGGGGCCGCGCGAGUCCCUCGGCGUCGUUCGGCGACUGCCCUCGCCAUGGUGCGAAUUUCGACUCGUCCGCAGAUCGUCGUCGUCCUGCGCUCGCCUCUUGCUCUGGGCGCGGGAUUGUGAUUGGGAUCAGAGCAGGUUUCGAAGCGUCUGGUGGACUUGGUAGAAAUGGAGCAGGAGCAGGAGCAGGAGCAGGAGGAGGAGGAGGGCGAGAGUCGUGGAGUUUGGCCCUGCCUCGCCCCUCGACCGCAGUCCAGAAGAGGAGGCAGGGCAGGGUUCGGUUCAGCUCGCAGCGCGGGGUGGACCCGCGGGAGCAGGACAAGGAGGUUACCGUGAGGGAAAUUGCCGAGCUUGCAGGCAGUUUGGUCUCGCUCAAGCGCUUGAUUGGGAGUGGAUAUCGAGCAAUUGGUCCGGAAAUGCGAGACAGAGUCGAUAGGCUGUAUGAUCGAGUUAUGAUUUUACAGGAAUCCGCCAAUCGAGCUGUGACCAAUCAGCUCACGGCAACUCUUCGAGCUUUGCAAAGAGAUCAUGGUUCUCUUGAGAAUAUUAUCAGGCUCGCCAUGGAAGCAGAACCUACUCUGGCCAACUUCGACUCUGCUGGUGUGGAUUCGGGUAUGCCCAAGGAUGUCGAGAACAACAUUCAGCUAGAAGAUUUGAAACCUAAAGCAUCCAUAUUUCAGUCUUUAAUUCGUCAAAGUGCCGUGGAGCCCUUAUCAACUUCAACGCGUUAUGUUAUGACAUCACCAGCUAGUCAGGGUUCUUCUCCGCUGGCGGCCUUUCGUGCAGAAAUAGAGAGACGCGUCAUGAAGCAGCUUUCUGAAAAGAGAAAUAUGGCUCCUGUAAAAUCAUCUACUGACAUUUCUACGGAGAAAGCUCCACUACCUAAGAAGGCUGAAAGUCAAGGAUUUGAGAAGCUAUCUUCGCAGGACCCUAUUAGAGAAGAGAAGAAGGAAGAUAAAAAAAACUACUCGGAUAACAAUUUUGAUAGCGACAUCCAACAAGAAACGCCAACGAAUGGUUCAGGUUUAUCAAGCUCAAAUUUGAUGGCGAAAGUGGAAGAUGUAUUGAGUUCCACUGAAACAGAGAGCCUUAAGAGGAAUAUGAGCACUAUAAGACAGGAGCUUCAAGGACUGCAACAAGUCAACAUGAGAGCAGACAUGGCUGAGAAUAAAAUUCAGCAACUCGAAGUAGAUCUGGCUAAGACCAUUCCUUUGGAACUUCAUGAGCAAAUGGUGAGAAACAUAAGAACGUCUUUAACCGACGCACGAGUGAAAGUUCUUCAAGUAACUGGUGAGGUUAGGGAGAAAGAGGCUAUGCUGGAGGCCGUAAAAAAAUCUAUGCUUGCAGAACAGGACAAGCUCGUUAACCGGGUACGGCAGCUCACAGGUGAUCUCGCAAGAAAAGUUUCCCCGGAAGAGAUGGAGGCAGCCGUGUCAUAUGCCGUGGGCGAGGUUGAGAAAGAACUGGAGAGGGUCCAGCAACGAGCGAUCAGUCUGAGCCUUGAACUUGAGAAGAAAGAAAGGUUUUUAGUGCAACAACAAAAUGAGUGGCUGAUACUCAGGGAGGGUUUGGAAAGUGAGCUUGCAAGUGUUAAGCAAAGGUUGGAAGCUGUAAAUAGGAAAAGAGCUGCCGAGCGGGCAGAACUUAUUGAGGCACAGGAGAAAGUUAAGGUAUUGGAAAAGGAAGUGGUGAGACUUCAAGAAAGUGAGGAUGAAGCUCAAAGUCUCAGACUGAAGACGAAAAAGGAAACUCUCGCCACGGUAAGAGUGCUCAUCUCUCAUAUGGUGCAGUCAGCGCGAGCUAAAGCUAAGAGUGAUGAACAGGCGGUUAGUCUUGUACAGGAGGUGGCCAAGCUUCAAGAAGAAAAAACAGCGUUGGAGCUUGUCAAAAAGGCAGCAGAAGAGAAAGCCGAGCUGGCAGAAGCGGAAAUGGAAGGUAUGAGGUCGAGUCUUGUCACCGUCGGAAAAGAAGUUGAGACUCUGCAAGGCGCUCUGGUACCAACUCAAAAAACAGCUGCCCUAGAGAAUUUUUUUGCCGCUAUGGCGCAACUCAUAAAGAAGGAGGAUGAGAGGAUGAACAGUCCCCCCUACAACUUCCUGCAGAUCGAUUCCUUUGGUCGAAGAAGAAAUUUGGAGGACGUAUCUAGAACUGGAGAUGAUGGACAGGAGGUAAAGAACAUGGUUACUCUGCAAUAUGAGUCCAGUUGGGAGUGGGCAUACCUUCAUUUCAAAGCCGACGAUUCAGGGUGGACAGAAGUACCUGGCGUGCUGAUGCAAAAUGACGGAAGUGGACCGGAAACUCAUUUGAAGGUCCUCGUCAUUCAGGCUUCAUCAGUCGAAUUUGUUCUCAAUGACGGAAAAGGCUCAUGGGAUAGUGCACCCGGGGGUGGAAACUAUUUUAUUCGAGAAUCUGGAAAUUACUAUCUAUCUGCUGGUAAUUUGAAGAAGAUAGAGUAGAAUCGUGACACGGGAGACUUCGCUUUUGUUUUUUCACUGCUGCGAAGUUCAAAUCCAAGCACCCUGCAUGCGAGUGGUGGAAAUGGAGAAAGUGUAAGGGGUUUUGUUAACUUGUUUCUGAACUCAGAAAAGAUGAAAUUGGGAAUUGCCAAUUGUGAAUAGGUGUUGGACGAGUAGAGUAGCAUCGCUUACUUUUAAAACUUCAUGCAUCUCUUACCGCAAGGAAGGUUGCAUCAUUCUUCCUGUAAUUUCUACUGUAGUUUAUAUUCCUGGUUAGCUGCAACUUCGGACAGCAAGAGACCAGGAACAGGUCUUGAUCGUCCAGAAUGUUUCCCAGAUUUUCUCUAGAAUUGACAAACUGGAUCUUCUACUACGAAAUGGGUUUCCUACUACUUCCCAUUUCUGUCGAUGAACACUUUCAUCGGAGUGUUAAAAAGAAAGGGAUAAAUUGGCCGAUGUAUCACUGUAUACAUUGGAGAUUGUUACGCGUGUACAGAAUUUCGACACUGUGGAAUGCUUUGAAUAAGUCGUGUAAUCGAGCCCCAACCAAAUGCAUAUUGGAGAGCUAUGAACUACGAUAUGAACUACAGUCGCCUAUUUUGUCAACAAUGAGUA